Passer montanus (Eurasian tree sparrow) is the source of this 3343-nucleotide messenger RNA. It is a transcript of the gene SACK1F, whose product is annotated as family with sequence similarity 83 member F. The record is from RefSeq and is a predicted model, not a curated record. The coding region runs from base 257 to 1780 and encodes 507 amino acids. NCBI's taxonomy places the organism in Eukaryota, Metazoa, Chordata, Aves, Passeriformes, Passeridae. The transcript is spliced from 6 exons.
CAACCCUGCCGUGCACACGCAGCCCCUCCAGCAGAAAUUGUUCUCCCCGCAACUCGUCCCCGGGGCCCACGCAGGAGCCUGGGAGAGGGCCCUGGCGGCGGGGACAGCCGUGUCCGCCGGGCCCGGGGGAGCGGCCGCCCCACCCGUCGGGGCGGGCUCGGGCAAGCCAGGUGAGGCGGGCCCGGCCUGCCUCUCCCUCCUGCCGCAGCCUCCUGCCCUCGCUGCCGGCCGGCGCUGCGCUGGGGGUGCCGGCGGCAUGGCGGAGUCCCAGGUGCUGCUGCUGGACGAGCUGCACGUCAACGAGAAGGUGACAGAGGCCCAGGCCCGCUUCUACUACAGCGAGGAGCAGCGCCGAGCCCUGGAGGCGCUGGUGACCCGCGGCGAGGCCGCGUACCGGGAGGCGCUGAGGAAGGAGCAGCUCCGCGAUUUCCUCUCCGGCCGGGAGCUGCAGGACCUGCGGGGCGGCUGGCGGGGCUACGACGACCCCCGUGAGGGCGGCAAGGUGGCGCGGGGGCCCGGCGGCGAGACCCUGUCGCUGGCCUACUGGCCCGAGUGCUCGGACACUGAGGUGCCCCCACUGGACUUGGGCUGGACCGACAAGACGUUCUACCGUGGCAUCAGCCGGGUGUCCCUCUUCACGCACCCGCGCAAGGAGGAGAGCGCGCCGCACCUGAAGGAGGUGGUGCGGGAGAUGAUCCAGCAGGCGCAGAAGAUUAUUGCGGUGGUCAUGGAUGUAUUUACGGACCGGGACAUCUUCCGCGACAUUGUUGAUGCAGCGUAUAAGCGCUGGAUCCCAGUCUACAUCAUCCUGGAUGAGGAGGGGGUCAAGCUCUUCCUGGAAAUGUGCAAAUGCCUUGAGCUCAGUGACUUGCAGAUCCGGAAUGUCCGCAUACGCUCUGUGACAGGAGUUGGGUUCUACAUGCCAUCAGGGAAGAUCAGAGGCACGCUGGCAUCCCGAUUCCUGAUGGUGGAUGGUGAAAAGGUGGCCACUGGAUCAUACAGCUUUACAUGGACUUCAUCUCACAUUGACAGAAACAUCCUGCUAGUCUUGACGGGACAGCACGUGGAGAUGUUUGACAUUGAGUUUCGUGAGCUCUACGCCAUCUCAGAGGAAGUUAAUUUAUACAAGGAACUGGGUAUUGCUAACCCAUUCCUCCAUGGAAUUGGAAAGCCAGGCUUUCAUUCCUCCACCGUGGCUCGGAAGUUCAUUAACCCAAAGUAUGGUCUAGUAGCAGGGGCAACCCGUGGUGAUAUGAUGCUCUGGGCUUCACGGCACAGGCAAGACAAUCAGGGAAACAUGGAAAAGGAGGAAACAAGUGAGUCAAAGAAACGGUUAAAUCAGUUCCUGAAUGACUUAGUCACAUUGGAGCAAGUGUUCCCAGAAAUAGAUCCACCUCUGGAGAACUUGAACAAGCUGAAUCGGAGCCCCCAGAAACUGUUGUCCCGGCUCCACAUGGACCUGAAAAACAAAUCCAAAUCCAGAGAGUCUAUUCGUGACAUAAAGAAAGAAGAUGCACAGAACAAUGCAAAGCAAGGGAAACGGUUUGCCAGUGGGCUUUUCAGUCGCAAGGCCAAGCGGUCUCCAGGCUCAAGCAUUGAGGCCAAUUCUUUUGCGAGUGAAGGACAUUCAGGAGAAGACCUUGGCAACAUGAAACUGGAGUAUGAGAGGCUCAGCAUUGGCCAUGCUAGUGUUCGGAGUGCUGGAGGCAACUCAGGUAACCUGAAUCCAAACUCCACUAUGAGCGAUAAAAACAAACAAUCUACCUGUGUGUUAUCUUGAUUGGGAAGGAUUGUCCGGAGAACUAAAGACUGAAUCUCAAGCUGGAACAGUAACUUCUUGAUUGAUGUUGAACCUACAGCCAUAUCCUCAUGCAGUGACCUGUAAAGGCACUGUGGGUCCUGGAUGCAUCUGGCACCCCUGGCUAAAGCACAUUUACUGGGUGAUGAGCAGACUUUGGAUAGUUGGUCCCUUAAAUGAGGGUUAGUGAUGAAUGUAUUAGUCCAUAUGUCUAUGUGCACACAUAUUUUGUAUAUAAAAACAACUGUGAUGACUGGUCUCAGAGCUCACUCUGUGCCCAGAGAAAUGCAGGAGAUUAUCUGACUUACUUGUGCUGCUACUUUGGUCUGUCUAGCUGCAGACUUGGAAUCACUGUGUUGCAUUGUUUACUCUACUGCACUGCAAAAAUGUAUUGAUCUGACUGGCUGUAAGGCUGAAUCCAAUUGAAGUGGCAAAUUCUGGGUGAUGUUUUAGGGAUGUUUACAGACAGUGGAGCAAUCCUUUGUCCAUAAGGAGUCUUCCUGUAGAUUCCUGUUGUCACUUGCCCAGGCAGAAAUGAGCAGUCUGGGAGAAGGGUUUAGAUAACAGUCGCCUACAGAGCAGUAUCAGAACUGUUUCACCUCAUAAAUGUAGCAGUCGAACAAAGUGAUUUAGCAAGAAUGUGGCAAAGAGGAAAAAUGGAAUAUAGGGUAAUGUUUAACAUACACUUGAGACUGGGUCAGGAGAAAUGCCUGAUAAGGGGCCUGGGCAGGAUCUGGGAGCAAUAACACAGACUUCAGUGGCUGUGAUGAAAUCCCCAUUGUUGCCAAUUCAGCAAUAUUUUUACCAUUCCUGGAAACUGAAUGAUUAAGGAGCCAAACUUUGUGGGUUGAAAGAGAAAGCAGUGGAGGCAUGCAAGCUUUUCAAAUGUCCUUUUUUCUUUUUUUAAAGUUAACCUUUCUAGAAUCUAAAUCAUGCUAAAAUUGAGAGCUUUGAUCCAUAAGAAGCAUUGUGUGCAAUCAGACCAAAGGCCAUCUGAUCUGCUGUUCUGCCUCUGAGAAUAGUCUGUAACAGGUGAUCACAGAAGCAUAAAAUACAAGGCUUGUAUAUACAGAGGUCUUUCUCUGACACCAUUCCAGCAGUCUAUGGACUUUCUCAGCUUUCUGGCAGUUCCUUCUGGACCUGGUCUUAGUGAAUGCACUUAGUCCCUUUCUAAAAAUCCUUUUUUACUUUUGGCCUCCCAAGUGUUCUGUGGCAACAAACCCUAAAUUCAAUGAUGGUACAAAAAAGAACUGUUGUCAGGAUGUUUUAAUGGUUUCCUUGAUGAUUACCUCCUAGCUACUGUGGGAUCUGACUGGCAUUUCUGUCCUCUUGUUCACUAUCCUUUUUCCAGUUCUGCUCACUAACAGAGUGGAUAAACAGAUUGUUUUUGUCUCUACAGUGGGCAGAUUGACAUUUCACUCUGCUUUCUUGCCAUUUAAAUUACAUAUCCUGCUGUCAUAAGUAAAUCCUCUUGUGAAACCUAAAAAAAUUAGAUCCUAGUUAUUAGAAGAGACCUGAAAACUAACAUGCCUACUUGCAAAAAAA